AUCGACCCUGUGAAACUGAAGCACAGCGCAAUAAAACCUUCCACUUUAUUUUUAAGUGGAACUUGACUCGCUCAGUGGUUGCCGAGUGGUUGAACUUCAAUGUGCAUUCUCUCAAAGGAAUUAGUAUAUUGAUUUACCUUUCUGAAGACAGGGUAAUCGAAUGAAUUCGUUACUAUAUAUAUAAAUAGGAGUAUAUAUCUAUGGUUCUACCAUGUCAACUGUAGCUCUCCUAUCUUCAAAGUAACAUCGCGACUGCACACCAACUGCCUAUCUACACUGCACCCCACAGGACUCUUAUAAUCUAACCCAGCUAUUACGAACUCCAUUGGAAAAAACUGUAAUAAGAAGUUCCCCAAACGCAACAUUGAUACUCUUGCAUAUAACCCGUCAUUCUGGAAAUGGAUUCGAACACGACAAUGAACUCGACAUUGUCCGGGGAUACAGAGCCAUUUACGGCCAUCGACUAUGUGGUUUUCAUUAGUAUGUUGGUAGCUUCGAUCAUUACAGGACUCUACCAUGCUUUUGCUGGGGGAGGACAGAAAACGACUUCAAGUUACCUACUCGCUGAUCGUAGUAUGAGUGCUUUCCCCAUCGCGUUGUCGACUGCUGUUUCAUUUCUGUCCGCCAUCACUCUCCUCGGCAUACCGUCUGAGAUCUACACCUAUGGUGUCCAGUAUUGGUGGACUAGUUUCUCAUUUAUCAUCAAGAUGUCUAUAACUGCGGUGAUAUUCAUACCUGUCUACUACGGACUUGGUUUAAUCAGUGCAUAUGAAUAUCUUCAUCUCCGAUUUGGUGUGAUUGUACGGAUUGCUGGGACCGUUUUGUUCAUUCUACAGACGGAGUUCUACAUGGCUAUAGUGAUAUACGCCCCUGCAUUGGCAAUCCAAGCAGUAACUGACCUACCAAUUUAUGCAACUAUCCUUCUGAGCGGAGCAGUAUGCGUCAUCUAUACAGCAUUGGGAGGAAUCAAGGGUGUUAUUUGGGCUGACGUCAUCCAAUUCGUCGUCCUCUUAGUUUCCUUCGUCAUCGUAGUUGUACUCGGUUCUAUCCGUACUGGAGGUUUUGACUACGUUUGGGAGUACAAUAAACAAAAUGGUCACCUGAAUUUCUGGUGGUUUUCCUUGGAUCCUACUGUACGCAUCACAUUCUGGGGAUCAACAAUCGGAGCAGGAUUUAGUGGUCUCACCCAGUACGCUGUCAGUCAAAUAGCAAUCCAACGCUUCCUCACUGCCAAGUCUAUCAAACAUGCACGCAGGUUGUUGAAAACGGCGAACGGUUACUCACACUUAAAGGACAAGUCCAUCCCAACAAAUAGCUGAUUUGAAUAAAAAGAGAAAAAUCCAACAACCAUAACACUGAAAAUUUCAUCGAAAUCGGAUGUAAAAUUGAAAGUUAUGACAUUUUAAAGUUUCGCUUAAUUUCACAAAACAGUUAUAUGCACAUCCUGGUCGGUAUGCAAAUAAGGAGACUGAUGACGUCAUCCACUCACUAUUUCUUUUGUACUUUAUUAUAUGAAAUAUGAAAUAUUCUAAUUUUCUCCUAAUUGUCAAGUGAAACAACGAUUAAUUCAUCCCUGAACAUAUGGAAUUAGCAUUGUUUAAUACUAUAUGGUUCAGUCAAGUUGGUCCUCAUUGUCAAAUCCCCCCCCAAAAAAGAAAUAUUGUAUAAAUUAUUAUAAAUAAAAAAAAAGGAAAUAGUGAGUGAUGGACAUCAUCGACUGACUCAUUUACGUAACACUGAGUUGUGCAUAUCACUGUUUUGUGAAAAAUAAGCGAAAGUUAAAAAUGCCAUAACUUUCUCAUUUUACAUCCGAUUUUGAUGAAAAAAUCAGCGUUAAGGCCCGUUUACACCGCAUCCGGCACGGCGACCGUGCACGGCAUUCCGGCACGGCAUACGGCACGCCGUCCUGUUUUCCAGUUUCCACUGCUCCACGGCACGGCAAUAAAGCCGUGCACGGAUCCCGUCCAGCAGGCAAAAACCGUCCAAUGUACCCAUGAAAACCCAAGGCAAAGAAGCCUGCUUCAGGCGUGGCAAGAAGUAAUUUUUAAGGAUUUUCGUGUAUCUAUGUCCUAUGUAUAAAUUAAUCUUGUCUUGAAUUCCACCAAGAAGCAUCAAUCUGACGGACUGCUCAUUGGACAGACACAAAUAUUCUUUGUUAUUCACUCAUAUCUAUACGGAAUGGAUCGUUCUAUUAUGUAAUUGAAUUUUGUCAUGAUUAAUCUUUUUAUUUUACACUUUGCUUUCCAUACUUCACUUCCCAUUUCUAUGCCAUUGUCACCUGUUCAUCUCAUUCCUUAGUUUAUCUCAUUCCUUAGUUUAUAUAUCAGAUUCUAUUGCCAUUACAACUCCACAUGUUUCUAUUGUCUUCUCAUUUAUAUUCAGAAAAUUCUUCUUCAUUCAUGACCUCGUGCUCAUUGGUUCACCUUUCACCCUUAGUUCUUCCACUUUUCUUGAUUCUUCUAUUCUCUCUGUUUCUAUUAGUUAAAUUGGUUAUUCGAAAUUAUUUCUGAACAUAUUUGAAUACGGUAUAUUAUUUGUUUAAAGGUCAAAUCCACCCAAGAAAACUGUUGAUUUGAAUAAAUAGAAAAAAUUCAAACUAGCAUAAUUCAUGCAGAAUCGGAUGUAUAAGAAAGUUAUGACAUUUUAAAGUUUCGCUUAUUUUCACAAAAGAGUGAUAUGCACACCUCAGUGAUAUGUAAAUGAGACAGUUGAUGUCCCUUACUAUUUCUUUUUUUUUAUUGUUUGAAAAAUACAAUAUUUCAUUUAUUUGACAAUAAUGACCAACUUGACUAAACCAAUGCUAAUUCUACAUGUUCAGGGAGGAAUUAAUUGUUGUUUCUCUUGACAAUGAGAAGAAAAUUACAUUUCAUAUUUCAUAUAAUAAAAUACAAAAUAAAUAGUGAGCGAAUGACGUUAUCAGUCUCCUCAUUUGCAUACCGAUCAGGAUGUGUAUAUAACUGUUUUGUGAAAAUUAAGCGAAACUUUAAAAUGUCAUUACUUUCUUAUUUUACAUCCGAAUUUGAUGAUAUUUUCAGUGUUAUGCUUGUUGGAUAUUUCUCUUUUAUUCAAAUCAACUUUUUUGUUGGGGUGGACUUGUUCUUUAAAAGCAAUGCCAAGUGAGGUCUGGCCCAAUAAAUAAGAGCAACACUGGACUUCAUUUUGUCGACAUCUUUAUUUUGAGUUUAGUUCAGCUCCAAAUAUAUUUUAGGUUCUUCAGCAAUCUACAUUAUAUUUGUUGUUGAAAAAAAAGUGAUGCUCAUUAGUUUAUUACAG
Lytechinus pictus (painted urchin) is the source of this 3273-nucleotide messenger RNA. Its product is annotated as sodium-dependent multivitamin transporter-like. The record is from RefSeq and is a predicted model, not a curated record. NCBI's taxonomy places the organism in Eukaryota, Metazoa, Echinodermata, Echinoidea, Temnopleuroida, Toxopneustidae. Gene Ontology annotation, biological process: sodium ion transport; transmembrane transport. The transcript is spliced from 6 exons. Gene Ontology annotation, cellular component: membrane. Gene Ontology annotation, molecular function: symporter activity. Bases 399 to 1319 code for a protein of 306 amino acids.